This is a messenger RNA of Hyposmocoma kahamanoa, 4048 nucleotides long. Its product is annotated as DNA polymerase zeta catalytic subunit-like. Gene Ontology annotation, cellular component: zeta DNA polymerase complex; nucleus. Gene Ontology annotation, biological process: error-prone translesion synthesis; double-strand break repair via homologous recombination. The annotation marks the transcript as partial. The record is from RefSeq and is a predicted model, not a curated record. NCBI's taxonomy places the organism in Eukaryota, Metazoa, Arthropoda, Insecta, Lepidoptera, Cosmopterigidae. The transcript is spliced from 11 exons. Gene Ontology annotation, molecular function: DNA binding; nucleotide binding; DNA-directed DNA polymerase activity.
UUUUAAUUUUUUGUGUCAUUUUUCAGAUAGCUGCAAGUCUUGACAAAGCUCUGAACAUAGCACUAAAGCAAGCAACUUCUGCCAAUCAACAUGUGUACAAAAUCUCUUUGGUUAAAGGAUUACCGUUUUACGGAUUUCACGACAAAGACCACCUUUACCUUAAGAUAUUCCUCUACAGUCCUAACUUAAUAAAACAAGCAGUAGAACUGUGUAGCAAUGGCGCUAUAUUGGGCCAAUCAUUCCAACCUCAUGAGUCCCAUUUGAAUUUCACGCUACAAUUCUUUAUAGACUUCAAUCUGUUUGGUAUGAGUAACAUUGAUUUACAAACAGUGAAAUUUAGAAGAUCUGGGCUAUCUCAGAAUAGUAAUGAACCAGUGAUAAGCGAUGAUGAAUUCCAUUUGAAACCUGAAAGCAUGUGUCACUUCGAAGCCGACUGCAUUGCUUCGCACAUAAUAAACCGACAAAGAAUUGGCAAAGGAGAUGGAAUAGAAAACCCAGGCUUAGAAGAAGUAUGGCACCAAGAAAUGGAACGAAGAAAACAAUUGAAUGUCUCAAUAGGUUCCAAAACUUUAACUCAAGCAAGAUUUGAUACAGAUCAAACCGAGACACAUUACAAGUUUGAGAAGAUGAUUUUGGUGAAAAUAUCUGGUUUGAUUGACAAACCUGUUGAGAGUGAUUUGAACAAUGAACUAAAACCGAAGGAUGAUUUACAGAAUAAAAGUGAAACUAAUAAACCAAAGGAACCAGUACAUUAUCCGGCGGAAAGUCUAGAAGGAACACAACUGUUUAAUGCCGUUGAUGUUAGUAUGCAUCUCCCAGAGAAUUUUGGUACCAAUGAUAGUAUACGGAAAAGCUUAGAUGAAACUCUGGUUGGCGAUGCAGAUGAUACUAUUGUGGAUGAGAAUGUCGCUUUGAAUUGUAGUCUCUCGUUGCAUUACAGUCAAGUUCAUUUGGAUAAUGACGAUCUCGAGCUAGUAGAUAUGCUUCAAGACAUGGAUGAAAAACCUAUAGAAGAAGACAGCGUCAUGGGAACCCCAGCUGAAGCAGAAAAGUACGAAGAGGAUUCCGAUGACGCUGAUUACUCGCAAGCUUUCGAUGAUGAUACGAUUCUUUUACAUCCUUUCGAAAGUAAAGAUGAUAAUGAGGAAAGUUCACCGAACUGGAAUGAUUCCUUCUGGGAUGGAGCAAAUAUACCACAGCUUGAUGGAACAUGUGACGAUGAACAUAUUAAAAAAGUUAGAAAAAGGAAAACAAGGCCAUUCAAAUUAGGAUUAUCGAGACCUAAGAAUAAAAAAGGAAUGAAAUCAAACCUUCAUGUAGAAAACUCUUCAAAAACUGAUAAUAAUAACGAUUUAGACGAAAUCAAUGCUUCCAGAGAAACCAUAGAUAGUAUUUCUGAUUUACAUCUUAAAAGGACAGUUAAGGCAGAUAUUCCAAGUGCGCUUGACAAUUCUAUAAAUACGGAUUGCGAAAGUGUAAGUAAGCACCAAAAGACUAAUGAGUCUAUAUUAGAUUUAGUUAACAAAAUAUCAGUCAAACAUGAAAUGACAUUAGGAGCUGCCGAGAUAUAUGAUAUCAAUAAGCAAUUUGAACCAGUAGCUGGACCUUCUAGAAUUAAUCUAGCUAAUGAUAGUACCAAUAAAAUAAAUGAUGACUUUAGUGAUUCUUAUGAGUCUACACCCGAAAAUGGAAAAGGAAUCGUGAGUUUUUAUAAUAUGUCCAAAAUAUUCGAUAUAUCAUUAGAAGCCAGUCAAACAAACGAACACAUAAAUCAUUCGAUGGAGAUUUGUAAUGAAAUGCACAUGCAUACCUCUGUAUUGGAAGAAAACAAAUGGGAGCGUGUUACAAAAAACGUACAAGAUGAAGUAACUAAUUGUUUUGACAAUCAUAAUAUGAAACAAGAAAUGAAUAUAUCUACAAUUGAAGAAAACCGACAAGUCCAAAUAGAAAUCUCACCAAAAGUUACGCACACCCAACAGAAGACAAAUACAGUAAUAAUAACACCAAAAAUAAGGCCGCCAACAAACAGGUACAUCGUCACCACAUUAGACAAUUACAAAAUACCCAAACACAAAAACCCUGAACCUUAUUUUUCGGACCAUAAAGACGUUGGAGAAAAAGUAGAAAUCGGACAAUUAGUACUGAAACUGCAAAGUAAAUUAGCUAGAGAUCAAAAGCCUUUAGAAAAAGUGUUGAACACAACAAGCAUAGAAGAGUGGCGACAACUCAUCUUUUUGCAAACAAAUGAAAUGUGUGAAGAGACAAAACCAGAAUUGUUAAAAACUUUAUUAGCUGGAAAUAAACAGUGUAUUUUACAACCAGUGAAAAGGUCUCCUUUACGAAGCGAAGUUAUUAGAUGGUUAAAUAGCAAUAAUGAGAUGCUAGUAAAUAAAGUGGAACAUACUGAAAUAAGCAAAAAUGUAGAUGAUUUGGAAAAUUCGCAAGCUAUUGGUUUGAAUGAAAAUGAAAUUAAUAGCAGUAUAAGUUUAGAAGCUCAGGAUAAGGAUAUAACAAAUUUAAAUUCACUUCAAGUUACAAUGCAACCAGACGGAUCCUUUCUUUGUUUUGGAAACAGUGAAAGUACAAAGGAGAACAGCAGUAUCGAAUCACCUACUGUUGAAGUCGACUUCCUAACUCUAAUGUUAAUAGAAGUACAUGCAUCGAUAAGAGGAGAAUUACACCCCGAUCCGACAAUAGAUCCUAUACAAGCAGUCUUUAUUACAAUCACUAACGAUUGCCCUCCGAAUCAUACAUUACCUAAGUCAGAAACUGAAAUCCUUGUCGUCGACGAUAGGACGCCACCAAAAUUACUACAUAGAUGUGUAUUUGAUACUGAUAUUAGUUACGUUGAUAGCGAAAAUGACAUUCUGGAAAGAGUUAUUCAAUUAGUGAAAAAACAUGAUCCAGACAUCAUGUGUGGUUAUGAAAUUGAAAUGAAUUCCUGGGGAUACAUUCUAGAACGGGCACAAGUGUUAGGCUUGGAAAUUGUUAAGGAGAUUUCAAGAAUAACAGAAAAAUAUCGACAGAAAAAAAUGAGGAACGAAGAAAAUGAUUUCGAAGGUAGAAUCAUUGGAAGGGUCAUGUUCAAUGUUUGGAGAUUAUUUCGACAUGAACUAGCGUUAUCCAGUUACAGUUUUGAGAAUUGUAUGUACGAAGUUUUGAAUGAGAGAGUACCGAAGUAUAGCUAUGCGCAGUUAUCGGAAUGGUGGAAUGAGGAAUCGAGGAUUCUAAGAUGGAUUCCAGUGGAAUAUUAUUUGACCAAAUUGUCCGGCACUUUGAGGAUGUUGGAGAAGCUGGAUAUUAUCAAUCGUACAUCAGAGUUGGCAAGACUAUUCGGACUUCAAUGGUGGGAAGUACUAUCACGAGGGUCACAGUUCCGAGUGGAGUCGCUUAUGCUCCGCGCUGCCAGGCCCUUGAAUCUAGUUGCGUUGUCGCCUACAGUGAGACAGCGGGCUGCGAUGCGGGCACCAGAAUGCUUACCUCUAAUUUUUGAACCAGAAUCCCGGUUUUACUCGGAUCCAAUGAUAGUCCUGGACUUCCAGAGUCUGUAUCCGUCGAUGAUGAUCGCGUAUAACUAUUGCUUUUCUACUUGCAUUGGCCGCGUACAGAACAUUACUGGUGACGCAGCCUACGAAUUCGGAGCAUGGCGUCUUAAAAUUCCUAAAAUAAAAUUAGAAACGCUAAUCAAAAACGGGUACGUAAACUGGUCACCCGUGGGAGUUGGGUUCGUGAAGCCAUCAGUACGAAGGGGCAUACUGCCAGCUUUGCUGCGCAGGAUUUUGGCUGCAAGACAGGCCGUGAAGAAGGGAAUGAAGCUGCAAACCGAUGAGGGAGUUAAAAAGGCCAUGCAUUCCAGACAACUGGGUCUCAAGCUAAUAGCAAAUGUGACGUAUGGAUACACGGCGGCGAACUUCAGCGGGCGAAUGCCGUGCGUGGAAGUGGGGGACAGUGUGGUGGCUAAGGGGCGAGAGACGCUCGAACGGGCGAUCAAACUGGUGCGGGACAGUAGCUGGAAUGCUAAGGUAAAGCUGGACGCUGGAAUGGUAAG